UCAAAGGUAGGGCAUUUCCCAUUUUAAUAGGAACUUCUGUACCAGAAACAAUGGUAUCUCCAAUUAUAGCCCCUCUGGGGUGUAAAAUAUAUCUUUUCUCACCAUCCCCAUAGUGUAUGAGACAGAUGUAUGCAUUUCGAUUAGGGUCGUAUUCUAUGGUUACGAUUCUACCAUAUAUGUCUUUUUCAUUCCGGCGAAAAUCGAUUUUACGGUAUAGACGCUUAUGACCUCCCCCUCUAUGCCCUGCGGUAAUGAUUCCUCUGGCAUUACGGCCUUUACCACAACGAUGCUGUCCAUAGAUCAAAUUAUUUCAUGGAUUGGAUUUGACUUGACUGUCUAUGGCUCCAUUACGUGUGCUCGGGGUAGAAGUUUUGUAUAAAUGUAUCGCCAUGCUAUUACGUAUUUUGAUUUAAGUUCAUUUCUUUCUAAGAGGUGGAAUAGAAUAACCCGGUUGAAGCGUAAUGAUCAUACGUCUGUAAUGCAUUGUAUGUCCCAUAAUAGGUCGCAUUCUUCUACCCUUUACCGGUAGUCGAUGACUAUUCAUAGCUAUUACCUUGACACCAAAGAAGAGUUCGACCCAAUGCUUUAUUUCUGUCCUAGUUGAUCCCGAUUCGACAUUAGAAGUAUAUUGAUUUUUCACCAAUAACCGAAUACCUUUGUUUGUAUAUACUGCAUUUUUGAUUCCAUUCAUAAAUAGAUUUUCUUCCCUAUGAGUUCUAGUCUCAAUACGAAUACUAGUUUUUACUGUUCAUAUGUUAUGAUUUGAAUAUAUCACACCAAUUCGUUAUGUAUGGAUGAUGAGAUUCUAUUGAUACAGAGCCAAUCGUUCUUUUUUCUCUGACAGAUGGUCAGAACUGCAUCUGGGUUCGAAUCCUACUGAGAGGUCUACUAGAGAUCAGAAAUUGCUGAAGAAAGAACAAGAUGUUUCUUUUGUUCUUUCUGGGCGAUCGGAAAGUAAAGAAAUGGUUAAUAUAUUCAAGAUAAUUAUGUAUUUACAAAAUACUGUUUCAAUUCAUCCUAUUUCAUCAGAUCCGGGAUGGGAUAUGGUUCCGAAGGAUGAACUGAACAGUUCCAAUAAGAUUUCAUUCUUGAACAAAAAUCCGAUAGACUUAUUUGAGGGAGGGUCCCAUUGGCGUGUAUCCAGUAGGAAUUGAACCUACGAAUUCGCCAAUUAUGAGUUGGGCACUUUAACCAUUCAGCCAUGGAUGCUUAGCGGGGAUCCUCGUACAUGGUGAAUAACCAAAUUCCAAUUGAAGUGAAAUCUUUCGGAUAAAUCAAUGCAAUUUAGGAGGAUUCGAUGAAAGGACAUCAAUUCAAAUCCUGGAUUUUCGAAUUGAGAGAGAUAUUGAGAGAGAUCAAGAAUUCUCGCUAUUUCUUAGAUUCAUGGACCCAAUUCAAUUCAGCGGGAUCUUUCAUUCACAUUUUUUUCCAUCAAGAGAGUUUUAUAAAACUCUUGGACUCACGAAUUUGGAGUAUCCUACUUUCACGCAAUUCACAGGGUUCAACAAGCAAUCGAUAUUUCACGAUCAAGGAUGUAGUACUCUUUGUAGUAGCGGUCCUUAUAUAUCGUAUUAACAAUCGAAAGAUGGUCGAAAGAAAAGAUCUCUAUUUGACAGGGCUUCUUCCUAUACCUAUGAAUUCCAUUGGACUCAGAAAUGAUACAUUGGAAGACUCAAAAGAUUCUGCCAAUAUCAAUAGGUUUAUUGUUCCGCUCCUGUAUCUUCCAAAAAGAAAAAAGAUCUCUGAGAGCUCUUUCCUAGAUCUGAAAGAGAGUACUCGGGUUCUCCCAAUAACUAAAAAGUGGAUCAUGCCUGAAUCUAACUGGGGUUCGCGGUGGUGGAGGAACUGGAUCGGAAAAAAGAGAGAUUCUAGUUGUAAGAUAUCUAAUGAAACCGUCGCUGGAAUUGAGAUCUCAUUCAAAGAGAAAGAUAUCAAAUAUCUGGAGUUUCUUUUUGUACAUUAUAUGGAUGAUCCGAUCCGCAAGGACCAUGAUUGGGAAUUUUUUUAUCGUCUUUCUCCGAGGAAGAGGCGAAACAUAAUCAACUUGAAUUCGGGACAGCUAUUCGAAAUCUUAGUGAAAGACUGGAUUUAUUAUCUCAUGUUUGCUUUUCGUGAAAAAAUACCAAUUGAAGUGGAGGUUUUCUUCAAACAACAAGGGGCUGGGUCAACUGCUCAAUCAAAUGAUAUUGAGCAUGUUUCCCAUCGCUUCUUGAGAAACAAGCGGGCUAUUUCUUUGCAAAAUUGUGCUCAAUUUCAUAUGUGGCAAUUCCGCCAAGAUCUCUUCGUUAGUGUAGUAUUAGUUUAG
Messenger RNA from Arachis duranensis, 2305 nucleotides. Its product is annotated as protein Ycf2. The transcript has a single exon. Lineage: Eukaryota; Viridiplantae; Streptophyta; Magnoliopsida; Fabales; Fabaceae. Bases 1298 to 2305 code for a protein of 335 amino acids. The record is from RefSeq and is a predicted model, not a curated record.